Molecule: messenger RNA, 831 nt
Organism: Tripterygium wilfordii
Lineage: Eukaryota; Viridiplantae; Streptophyta; Magnoliopsida; Celastrales; Celastraceae
Exons: 2
Coding region: 91-741 (216 amino acids)
Source: RefSeq, a predicted model, not a curated record
AGAUUCUCUUAACAUACUUUGAAUAUAUUAGACACGGAUAAAUGGCCAGUUGAUGCAGCCCCUGUUGGCCAUUCAUUCAAGUUUAGUUUAAUGAGAAUGGAAAUGAAGAGUAAUUUCUUGUACUUGGCGGUGCUGAUACUCGGCCACCUCCUACUGCCUGGCUUUUCCACGGUAGAAUCACCACCGUACACGGUGGCGCACUUAGGUCCAGAUUACGAGAUUAGACUCUACAUGGAAUCCUCCUGGAUGUCUGCUCCUGUCCAAGGAACCUCCUUUGAAAAAUUCACUAAACAAGGCUUCCACAGGUUGUACCAAUACCUCCAUGGGACUAACUUAAACUCUACUCAACUUCCAUUUACGGCUCCAGUCUUGACAAGCAUUACUGCUCCAAUACAGGGGACUCUGUACUUGGUGAAGUUCUAUAUGUCUGGUAAGAAUACUUCUCCACAACCUAAUCAAGAACUGGAUUUGGAGCUGGAGAAGUGGAGACCACAGUGCGUUGCGGUUAGAAAGUUUUCUGGGUUUGCAAAAGAUGAUAACAUUAACGAAGAGAAAGAAGCUCUUGUGUCCAGUCUUAACAAGCAAUAUUCAACUGGAAAAAACAGACUGGGAAAUGACGACUCCUUCAGCGUGGCCCAGUACAAUGCCUCGCAUCACCUCUCCGGCCGCCUGAACGAAGUGUGGAUGCCUGUCCAAGAUUUCACUGCAGAUGGAUGCCCAACUUCUUCUCAUGGGGAAUAGAUGCUUUGUUAUGGCUAUGCAGCAUUUCGGAGAAAAUCGAAAAUGUAUGCUUGCUUGCUGAACAUAAAUAACAUGUCCUAUAUGAACGAA